Molecule: messenger RNA, 2484 nt
Organism: Arabidopsis arenosa
Lineage: Eukaryota; Viridiplantae; Streptophyta; Magnoliopsida; Brassicales; Brassicaceae
Source: the annotation of a GenBank genome assembly
AAUCACCAGUACGGAAACAGAAGAAAUUCCUGAAAAAAAGAAGCAAACUCACCUCCUAGGAAGAAAUGGAGAGACAUUGUGUGUUCGUUGCCACUUUUAUGCUGAUACUUCACCUUCUUCAAGCUCAAGAUCAACCCGGAUUCAUCAAUGUUGAUUGUGGUUUACUCCCUCGUGAUUCUCCUUACAACGCACUUGGAACCGGUUUAGUAUAUACAUCAGAUGCCGGUUUAGUUAGCAGUGGGAAAACCGGUAGAAUCGCCAAGGAAUUCGAAGCGGACAACAGUACGCCGAAUUUGACAUUGAGGUAUUUUCCAGACGGAUUACGAAACUGCUACAACUUAAAUGUGAGCCGUGACACCAACUAUAUGAUCAAGGCCACAUUUGUAUAUGGAAAUUACGAUGGUCAUAAUGAUGUACCGAACUUCGAGCUUUACUUGGGUCCAAAUUUAUGGGCAACGGUAAGCCGUAGUGAAACUAUUGAGGAGAUCAUCUAUGUGACGAAAUCGAAUUCGUUACAAGUCUGCCUUGCUAAGACGGGAGAAACUGUACCUUAUAUUAAUAUCUUGGAGCUACGACCAUUAAGGAAAAAUGUAUACGUUACUGAAAGUGGCUCACUCAAGCUCUUAUUCAGGAAGUAUUUUAGUGAAUCAGGUCGUACUAUAAGGUAUCCAGAUGAUAUCUAUGAUCGUGUAUGGCAUGCAUCCUUCCUGGAGAAUAAUUGGGCACAAGUAACAACGACUCUAGAUGUAAACGUUACUGAUAAUUAUGAAUUAUCACAAGAUGUAAUGGCAACAGGCGCAACACCUCUAAACGAUAGCGAGACAUUGAACAUUACAUGGAACGUAGAGCCUCCUACUACAAAGGUUUACUCCUACAUGCACUUUGCAGAGCUUGAGACACUAAGGGCCAACGAUACAAGGGAAUUCAAUGUGAUGCUGAAUGGAAAUGAUUUAUUUGGACCUUACAGUCCAAUACCGCUAAAGACCGAAACGGAAACCAACUUAAAACCAGAGGAAUGCAAUGAUGGGGAAUGUAUUUUGCAGCUUGUGAAGACGUCAAAAUCAACUCUUCCGCCUUUACUUAAUGCUAUCGAGGCUUUCACGGUGAUUGAAUUCCCACAACUGGAGACAAAUGAAGAAGACGCUGCUGCUAUAAAAAAUGUUCAAGAUGCUUAUGGAUUGAAAAGAAUCACUUGGCAAGGAGAUCCAUGUGUCCCCAAACAGUAUUCGUGGGACGGUCUAAAGUGCAAUUACUCGGAUACUACUCCACCAAUAAUCAAUUUCUUAGACUUAUCUGCAAGUGGAUUAACCGGGAUCAUCACGCCUGCCAUUAAAAAUCUUACUCACCUAGAAAUAUUGGCCUUGUCAAAUAACAAUUUGAGUGGAGAAGUACCUGAAUUUCUAGCUGACUUAAAAUCAAUCAUGGUCAUAGACUUAAGAGGCAAUAAUCUCAGUGGUCCGGUUCCUCUCUCGCUUCUUCAGAAGAAAGGAUUGAUGCUACAUCUCGACGACAAUCCCCAUAUUAUUUGCUCAACUGGUUCAUGUAUGCACAAAGGAGAAGGCGAACAAAAGAGUAUCCUUGUACCAGUGGUUGCAUCAAUUGUUUCAUUGGCUGUUAUUAUAGGUGCACUCGUCCUGUUCCUUGUUUUCAGAAAGAAAAAGGCAUCAAAAGUUGAAGGGCCACUACCAUCUUAUAUGCAAGAAUCAGAUGGUAGAUCGCAGAUAACCUCUGAACCAGCAAUAGUGACGAAAAAUAAAAAGUUUACUUACUCACAAGUUGUGAUAAUGACAAAUAACUUCCAAAGAAUUCUUGGGAAAGGAGGGUUUGGAAUCGUUUAUCAUGGUUUUGUGAACGGUAUUGAACAAGUAGCUGUUAAGAUACUCUCUCAUUCAUCAUCUCAAGGAUAUAAACAAUUCAAAGCCGAGGUAGAACUUCUUCUUAGAGUUCAUCACAAGAAUUUGGUUGGUCUCGUUGGGUAUUGCGACGAAGGAGAGAACAUGGCUCUUAUCUAUGAAUACAUGGCCAAUGGAGAUUUGAAAGAACAUAUGUCAGGAAGAAGAAACCAAUUUGUUUUAAAUUGGGGAACUAGACUAAAAAUAGUCAUCGAUUCUGCGCAAGGACUUGAGUAUUUGCAUAAUGGAUGCAAACCACCAAUGGUUCAUAGGGACGUCAAAACCACAAAUAUAUUGUUGAAUGAACACUUUGAGGCCAAACUAGCUGAUUUUGGGCUUUCGAGGUCAUUUCCGACUGGAGGUGAAACUCAUGUGUCAACAGUUGUUGCUGGAACUCCUGGAUAUCUCGAUCCCGAAUAUUACAAAACCAAUUGGUUGACAGAGAAGAGUGAUGUCACCUUUGUUAAUGAGCUAUGAGCUUUUGACAUUGAUACAUGUGAAUAAAAGUUCAAAGUCUAUUAUUUUUCCGCCGUAAUGUAUCAGUUUCGAAUCAAUGCAUUUUUUGUUUGGAAAAUAAAGUUUUACUCUUGUU